AUGAUAAUUGAGGAGCGGAAAAGUCAUGAGUUGAACCUGGAGUCGAUCGAUAAUGAUUUAAGAUUGGAAAGUGUUCGACAAAAUGCAGAAAAGCUUGGAUGGGAUCAUUUUGCCAGAUCGGUUCGUCGGAAUUUACAGGAGAAACAUCACACUUUGGAAGCUAGUAUUCGACUCGAUGUUCUCGGUUCUCUCGCUUUUAUGAAAGCACAUUUACCAAUUGAUAAAGAUGAAAGUCUCAAUCGAAAAAUUCAAAGUCUAGCCGAUGGUUUGGGGGAAAAUUGUGUCGUCGCUGCUCAUAUUGGUGGGAUUAGUAUCAAAAGUCAUGAUGUUUCCGUUGAUAUUGGAAUCGCUGAGGAAGCUAUCGUAUCGUGUAAAAUAGGAUAUUUCGGCCAGCCACUUUUCGAUGCACCAGAAGCACUAGCUUUGUUGAAGUCAGACGAGUUUUCCAAGUUGAGAGAUUCAAUUGCCGAAGUUUUGUCUUUGAUUCCAAAAGAAAUAUCUUUAAGCGAUAAAAACGCAUGCAAAGAUGCACUUCGAGCUUUGGAGCACGUACUCAUCAGAGAUGCCGCCGACUCCUCGUUCUCAGCCAUCAACAAUAACAAAUACGGAUUCUACUCUCCACGGAACGAGUUGCGUCCUGGUCGUUUGUAUUACAUUGCUGAACCGAUGUUGAUAAGAGUCGCAGAAAAAGAAGGAAAAAUGCAUGCCGAUAAUUCGCAUCUCGACUCGUUGCCGUAUAUCGAAAUUUUUUUCGUCAAAAGUAAUAAGAAGAGCAAACUACCAGUCUUCAAUCAAAGUGGAGAGUGGACCACUUUCAAUGAUGCUAAAGUCUGCAUAUGUAUCCGAUUCAAACACGCGUUUUUGUUUUCCCAACAUACAAUUCGAAAACUAGCGAAAACUGUACCAAAAUCACCAGUCGUUCGUAGCUACGUUAACUUUUACCGGUAUGCGACCGGCCGCCCAACUGUCAAGAAGAACUUGGAGCUUCUGACCCAGUUUCCUAACGAAACAGAUAUCCAGCAACACUACAAUGUGGACUCAUCAAAACUGGCGAGUGACAGUGACUCGCUUGUAGUCGAGAUGUUCUUAGGUGACUUGAGAGAGCUACCCAAACUUAUCGAGACGCUGCGCAGCGAAUGGAUGCAUGCCAGUUUGUGGGAGUCCAUUGUAGCUAUGUGUGAACCGAAUCAGGAUGCUGUGAAAAAAGAAGUCCGUGCUGCGAAUUUGGAACUCUUGCUUCGUCGCAAUGAAUUCAAUUUGAAAUUCGAUACUGAGUUUGGAAACAUGUCCAUGCAAAUCUCGGAAAAAGAGCCUAGGCGAUAUUUCAUCCGAACAGUUUCUCAGCUCACUGGUGAUACUCCUUCUUCUGAUCUCGACAAUCUUCUGACGGAAAAACUUAACAGCACCUGGAGCAUUCCAAUCUCUCUGACAUUCGCGCUUUCUACUCUCAAUUGUCGUCUCAAUUCUUUGCUUUCUCCUCUCAAUUAUGUCAAACCUUCAAAUCCUUUUGAUUCUGAUAAACGUCAACAAUGGUGGUUGGGUGCGAAUAAAACACAUACAAACAUUACAGUUGAGAAGGUUAAGAAGCGUAUAGUACUAGAAAUUGGGCCUGUCAUCGAACCAAAAGAACUAGUUUAUACUAGACAAGAAGAUGAAGAGCUGUGCGGUUCUCUUUUAUCCAGUUUUGGCGAAGUGGACCAGUAUUAUGUGCAGACUUCGACAAUUGGCAAAACUGGACCUCAACCACGCCCGAAACGAGAGCCGAGUCAAUUGGCUAGCAUGGGCAUGAUGUCUGCCGAACUAGAUAUGGCAAGAAAUCGUCAGAGCAUGGAACAUGCGAUGCACCCAAGACCGCAAGAUCUGCGAGAACUGAGCAACCUUGAAUCUGCUCGUAUCCAGAUGAGGCAAUCUAUAGGGGCAGCACAUGCUGUCGGGCUUGCGAGUCACCAGUCAUUCACUUCUCCAGGCCCUAUGAGACAUCAUCCUUAUAUGGGCGGUUCUUACGAUUCUCCAGGGUUCUACGGGCCGAACAUUCCUGCCAGCGUUCCAUUCCCCGAUGCUGCUGCAUUCGGGAAGGGCAAGCAAAGGAAGCCGCGUGCUAAGAAACAACCAGGGGAAGAAGUUGCUGCUCCAUCAGGGAGAGGAAAAGGUCGAAAAGGCCGUGGGGCUGCUGCAGUUGGCGCUGGUAGCGGGAGGAAAAGCAGCGGCGUUGUGGGUGAAAAUCAGUAUGGUAUGGAUCAAAUGAGACCACAGCUACAAAGAAGCUACAGCGACUUCCAAAACCCAAUGAAUCCACAACACAUGCCACAGUAUGCUCAACACAUGCAGCAUAUGCAACAAAUGCAUCAAAUGCAGAAUAUGCAACAGUACCAACAAAUGCAACAGUAUCAGCAAAAUCAGCAGUAUCAGCAAAACCAACAAUACCGUAUGCAUAUGCAACAGCAACAACUCCAGCAACAGCAAAUGCAGUCUCCUCAACAACAAUCUGGAAUGAAUACUCCGAAAAGCCAAAGAUUAACAGAUGAAGAUUCUGAUGAGGAUGUUGACCCGCCCCGACUUCCAAAGCCGCAGGUUAGUGCUGCUGUUUCUCGACCGUCUCUCCCUCCACCCCAUCAGCUUGGAAAUCCAAUGGUUGGAUACCCGGGAAUGCCACUACAAAGUCCUAAUCAUCUACCCCUCACACCUUCCCCAUUGUCUGCCCCUCCGAAACCAUUCAGUCCUGAGCAACAUCAUUUUGGUACAAAGAUGCGGGAUAAUGCCUAUUGGAAAGAAGCCGAACGUAAUAUUGAUGUGAAACCAGAUAUCGAAAAACUGAAACAGCAAAUGGCAGCUAGUUCUUCGUGUGGACCUGUUCUUGGUACUGCAGCUACUUCCUCCUCAUCUGAUCCCUCGACUUCUGGAGAAUCGUCUAAUGCUACGGAAAGCGCCAGUUCUGCACCACUCAUGAAACCCCCUACAACUGCACAGACACCUAAAAAGAAAUUAGGCCUCGAGGCUACGCUUUCAAAAUUACGAGGAGUACAGGAACAAGCUUUACAGAAGCAGGAACAGCAGAGGAUCCAACAACAAGAUUCUGUUGAUUCUACGAAUUCCGAGCAACCAACUCCGCAACCACAGUUUAGCCAACAGCCUGGCCCGCCCCUGGCCCCAAAUCAGGUCAACCGAGUGAUGAAUAUGAGCAACGCUUUUGAUGACGAGGCAGGAAGUUCCACAAAUACCUCCGACAUCAAACCAUCACUGGCAUCACUUCAAAAGUCUACUGGGUCAAUUGUUGUGGAUCCUACUACUCCUGGCACAUCUUCUAACAUUGCUCAACCUUCAGGAGUGAUGCCAAGUUUGAAGAAAGAAGUAGAAGAGCAGCCACCAGAGCGGGAGAAGGAGAAGCUUAUCGUUAAGAUUCCAAAGAUCUUGAAGGUAGAUGACCGAAGAGAUGAGAGAAGAGAAAAAGAGAGAGAUCGUGAUCGCGAUCGUGACCGUGAUGGAGAUAGAGAACGAGACAGAUACGAGAAAGAGGACAAAUCUCAACGAGAAAAGGAUAAAAAAGAGCGAGACAAGGAAAGGAAACGGAGAGAUCGAGAUCGAACAGAAGCUAAAAAAGAAAAAGACUCAUCGGGCACAAGAGAAAAGGAGUCGAAGAAACGAAAACGAGAGAAAAGUGAAGAGAAAGACAAAAGAGAGCCCGAUCGGAAAAAGGAGAAGAAGGAGGGAAAGGAACUAUCCAAGACAACAACCAAAUCAGUAUUACCAAUGAUUCCUACGAGAACACUGAAGAACUUUAGAAUACCUAAAAAAGAUACUGUAGACGAGGACAAAAAAGAACCGAAGGAUGAAAGUAUCCCUGGGCCAUCCACAUCAUCAGAAUCCUCUACCAGGAAAGAAGUUGCUCCUGCUCCUAUAUCUAGAAAAGAAUCAACGACGUCAUCUGUUGCGCCAUUACAACGGAAAGAAUCGUUUACAUCUCAAUCCGGAGCAUUCCCUCCGUCUGAAUACCAUCGAGAGCCUCCGAAGAAGAAACCGCCUCCAAUAAGUGGACCCGCUCAGGGAUCUUAUUCAGGUUCCUCGAAUGCAGGUCCCAUUUCAAGCAGUAGUCGGGGAAGUGGCAAUGGUGGAAGUCGAAAGCCACCAGUACUUCCGCCACCAGCACUUCCGAUGAGAGGUCCACCAUCAGAUCAAAUGUAUCGAGAGCGAACAGGAAGCAUGCGGGGAUUUCCACCAUCUUCUCAUUAUCACGGAAGCGGUGGAAGUGGUGGCAGCAAACAAGUGGCCUCUUACGCACAGGGUCUUCCGCCUGGUAUGGGACCUCCGGCAGCCAAGCCACAUGGAAAUUCCUAUCAGGCGUCGCAGUGGGUCAGGCCACCCACGCACAGGGACUCGCACAGCUAUCACGGAAUGCCGACUCUUGGACCACCACAGAUCUCCCAAAGAGAACAGCCGCCACCGCCGCCGCAAAUGAUACCACUGCCUAAAGAAAAUCCUCCUCCGCCGCUUGCUCCUCCUUCGAGACCGCACAGGGACAGCAGAGCUCGAGGGGGCGGCGACAACGGACCUGAUAGUCCAGAAGAAGGAACACUUCGCAUCGAUGACGAGUGA
Caenorhabditis briggsae is the source of this 4590-nucleotide messenger RNA. It is a transcript of the gene Cbr-sop-3, whose product is annotated as Protein CBR-SOP-3. Bases 1 to 4590 code for a protein of 1529 amino acids. The transcript is spliced from 15 exons. The record is from RefSeq and is a predicted model, not a curated record. NCBI's taxonomy places the organism in Eukaryota, Metazoa, Nematoda, Chromadorea, Rhabditida, Rhabditidae.